AUGGCACACGUUGGAGGUCCCCCACCGCCUCCUCCCCCACCAAAUUUCCGCCCCCCCGGACUCUUCCCUGGAGGUGGAGGUGGAGGUCAACGACCUCAACCACCACCAGGAGUUCGACCACCAGGAACGGGAGGUGGUCAUGGUCCAGGACCACAAUUGCCACCAAAGAUCAUUCAGCAAUCCAGCCGAAUUCGGGACAUCACUCCGCAAAAGCUUCUGACAGAGGCCGAUUGCCUGCAGAAGCUGACGACAUAUGCCGCAUUCAGUGUACGGAAAGUGCCCGCACUAUCACCCAAAGAAAGACCAUCAUGGGCCAGAGCCGAAGUGACAGAGGACCGCCUGGACCAGGCCGAUAUCAAGAAACAGAUCAAGAAGCUGGGCGAAAAGGGAAAGACUGUGGCAGAGAAGAGAGCAGCUCUCGCUCAGUUCCAGCAAGGCCAGGUGACCGCUCUUCUCGAUGACCUUGCUUCCAAGGAAACGGACAGGAACUUCGAAUGGUCCCUCGUGCAGAUGGACCGAAUUGAGAAGGAGGUCCCUAGCAUGAUGAAGCCGGGCAAGAAAGCAAUUGAGACUGUGGUGAUGAUACUGUAUAUCAAGCGAGCUCCGUUGCCAGGACUCAAUGCAGUGAUGAUGUUCCAAAACAUCGAGAAGAGACGAAUCGAUUCGCUUCGACCUCCCCCUCCUCCACCACAACAACACCCGCCACCACCACCCCAUGACUUCCGACCUCCGAGCGCACACGGGAACAAGAUGGGUGGACAAGAGCCCUUGUUUGUUGAUAUAGGCAAGGGACAUCAGAAAUCGCCCAAGAUGAGGCAUAGAGACAAGAGGUUCCAUGAUCGGGACGACUCGAGUACAGGAUCAUCGGAUUCGUUCGAUACUCUAAGUGACAGCGAAUCAGAUGCCAGCAGCUCGCUGGAUACGAGUAUCAGCGCCAGAUCUAACCAUGGGAGGAGGAGGAAUAGCAGAGCAGCAACACGCUCCCACAGCAGACACCGCCCAAAGUACUCUUUGGAGGACCGAAGACAGUCUCCUGAGCGAAGGCCAAGCGAUGCAUACGGUGUUCCUCACCACCCACAACAGCACCACCAACAGCAAGGUCCUCAGCGUCCAUAUGUCCCUGACGUCCCACGUGUUGUUCCGGCUUUCGACCCCAUCACUUCCGCAUAUCAAGCUGGGAAAGAGGAUGCUAGGGCCGAGUUAGGCGAUAGAAUCCAGUCUCCUGUCGCCCCUCAACCCGUUAUCAUCGAGCGUAUAAUCGAGAGACCACCAAUUGAGCGAGUCAUCGAGCAACCUCGCAUUGAACGCAUCGUUGAAUCUCCCAGAGCAGUGGUUUCGUACGCCCGCCUUCCCGAGCGUCCUCGCUACAGCGAACCUCGCUACGCGGAAGAGAGAUACGUCGACGACAUCCGUAGCCAAGAAGACGAGUACCUCAUCCGAAGACGAGAAGCCGAUGACCAUGCCAUCAUGAGGGAAGAGCGGAUGCGUCGCGAAGCCGAGGAAUACAUCGAUCGCCGACCUCUCGACAGACCCGAGUUCCUUCCUCGUCGACAGAGCUACUCAUUCCGAGGCGAUAGCUCACCGUCCAUCUCUCCAACUCGAGACAUUUUUGAUCGUAGACCCAGCGAUCCCAGGGAACGAGAACGAGAAUUCCGCAGGCCGGAAGCGAGGAGAGUCUUUACUUCUCCAAUCUCUCCUCAUCCGUUCGCUGCUCAGAAUCUUCCAAGACGUUAUCCGCCCAGCAUGUCUAGCGCCAGUUACGAUGACCGUGGCUGGUAA
Molecule: messenger RNA, 1779 nt
Organism: Mollisia scopiformis
Lineage: Eukaryota; Fungi; Ascomycota; Leotiomycetes; Helotiales; Mollisiaceae
Exons: 1
Coding region: 1-1779 (592 amino acids)
Source: RefSeq, a predicted model, not a curated record